Molecule: messenger RNA, 883 nt
Organism: Eurytemora carolleeae
Lineage: Eukaryota; Metazoa; Arthropoda; Copepoda; Calanoida; Temoridae
Product: translation initiation factor IF-2
Exons: 4
Coding region: 109-606 (165 amino acids)
Source: RefSeq, a predicted model, not a curated record
UACAUUUUUUAGAAUAAUUUUUCAGUGACUUACUGACUGUCAUGAGUGGGGAACAGUAGAAUAACUGAAAUAAAUUAUCAAUAUUUCAUUUUAUUAUACAUUGAAAAGAUGAACUUUAUCAUUGUUCUGGUAUUGUUCCAAAGUGUUGGCAUAAGUCCGAAACAUUACCUAAUAGAAACUAACAAGGAAACAGGGAAAAGAGGCAACACUGACUUAGUAGGAACAGAGCAGGAACAUGCACGAGGUACCAAUGGAACUGAUUAUUUCUUUGAAUUUUUGGCCUCAUUAUUGGGUCCUCCACCUGCUCCUCCUCCUCCGCCGCCCCCUCCUCCACCUCCUCCUCCACCACCAGGUCCACCAGGACCUCCCCUACCGGGUGCACCAGGUUUCCCACUAGAAGCAUUCCUCGGUGGAAAAGGCAAAGGAGGCGGAAAAGGCAAAGCAGGUGGAAAAGGGAAAGGGGUUGGAAAAGGUAAAGGAGGUGGGAAAGGUAAACUGGGUGGAAAGGGAAAGCUAGGCGGAAAGGGUAAGCUAGGUGGGAAGGGUAAAGGAGGUGGAAAAGGAAAAGGAGGUGUUGAAGGUUUACUGGAUGUACUAUAUACUUGAGGCAACCAGGGUCGGGGGACUGCAGCUGCAGGAUCAACCAUGGGUUUAUUGAAUUGUGUUUAUAAUUAAACUUUUUUUUACUUUUAUGAACAAUUACAUGUUGUUAAGAUUAUAUAAACAUAAGUUUAAUGAAUAGUAAGUUGGGCAAAGCUUACAGUUUACAUUGUCAAAAUGUAUGCUAAAAUGAUUCAAAAUUACAACUAUAGUUAAAGAUAUCAUUUUCCAAUUGUUCAUUUAAAACCUUUUUGUUUGUGAUAAAAUAAACUAAGUAAUCUGA